AUGGCUGCCACUGUUGCCCGGACCGUCGGUUCCCUGCGACUCGCUGCGAAUUCUCUUCGCACGAGCUUCCUGCGAUCCUCCACCUGUCUCACGGCAUCCGUCGCUCGCGUCGCUGUAGCGCCAUGCCGGGCGAUCAGUCACAGCCAAUCGGCGAAGCUGGGGUCUCGAGGGAUCCACUCUGCAUCCAAUCAGGGCCGACCAUCCACGCGGCUUCGCGCAUUUGAGGUCUCCGGACCUGGCGCCGUCAAUUCAGCAACGGCUACCGCGAUGCGGGAAAAGAUCGCCCUAGCUCUGGAGGCUGACAACGUGACCGUUGUGGAUGUCAAUGGCGACGGCCAGCAUGUCAGCAUUGAGGUGGUAUCCAAGCUGUUUGAGGGUAAGCGCAGCUUGGACAGGCAGCGCAUGGUAUAUAGGGCUAUAUGGGAGGAGCUCCAAGGCGCAGUACAUGCCGUUGACUCGCUCGUUACAAAAACGCCUUCGGAAGUGUAG
Closterium sp. Yama58-4 is the source of this 489-nucleotide messenger RNA. Lineage: Eukaryota; Viridiplantae; Streptophyta; Zygnematophyceae; Desmidiales; Closteriaceae. The record is from the annotation of a GenBank genome assembly.